Nyctereutes procyonoides (raccoon dog) is the source of this 1042-nucleotide messenger RNA. It is a transcript of the gene MRPL28, whose product is annotated as mitochondrial ribosomal protein L28. Gene Ontology annotation, molecular function: structural constituent of ribosome. The transcript has 5 exons. Lineage: Eukaryota; Metazoa; Chordata; Mammalia; Carnivora; Canidae. Bases 34 to 801 code for a protein of 255 amino acids. Gene Ontology annotation, cellular component: mitochondrial large ribosomal subunit. The record is from RefSeq and is a predicted model, not a curated record.
GGCGGGGCGGCGGGGUGGAGCGGGGGCGCCGGGAUGCCGCUGCACAAGGUCCCGGUCGGCCUGUGGAGGCGGCUGCGGCUGCGGGAGGGCAUCUGCUCGCGGCUGCCCCCGCACUACCUGCGCUCCCUGCAGGAGGCGCGCGCGCCCGCGCCGGUGCACUACAGGCCGCGCGGGGCCGGGGCCGGGGCCGGGGCGGGCGGCCGGCGGGAGCGCGUGCAGGACGUCCCCAUCCCCGUGUACCGGCCGCCGGAGGCGCAGCUGGGGCUCUGGGGCGGGGAGGGCUGGGUCGUCGGCUACAGGUACGUCGGCGACGACAAGCUCUCAAAGAGGGUGAAGAAGGUGUGGAAGCCACAGCUGUUGCAGCGUGAGCUCUACAGUGAGAUCCUGGACACGAAGUUCGCUGUCACGGUGACGGCGCGGACCCUGGACCUCAUCGACGCGGCCUACGGGUUCGACUUCUACAUCCUGAAGACUCCAGAGGAGGACCUGUGCUCCAAGUUCGGGAUGGACCUGAAGCGAGGGAUGCUGCUGCGGCUCGCCCGACAGGAUUCCCAGCUGCACCCCGACAAUCCCCAGAAGAGGGCAGCCACCUACGACAAGUACAAGGAGUUUGUCAUCCCGGAGGCAGAAGCCGAGUGGGUUGGCCUGACGCUGGAUGAGGCUGUGGAGAAGCAGAGGCUCCUGGAGGAGAAGGACCCGAGCCCUCUGUUCAAGGUCUACGUGGAGGAGCUGAUUGGGCAACUUGAGCAGCAGGCCCUGUCUGAGCCUGUGGUGGUGCAGAAGAGGGCCAGCAGGGAGUGACUGCGCGGGGUCCUGCCCCCCGCCCCCGCGGGCGCACGAGUCUGGUGGGGGCUGGUGGAUGAACCCCAUCUUCUGUGCUGGCUCAGUGGCUGCCAGGGCUGGAUGGGCUUUGUAGAGCCCCAGGGGUCUCCUGUCCCAGGGCCUCCAGAGGUCUGGGGCUGGCUUGCUGCCUCUGUAGCCCCCUCUUCUCCCCUGAGGUGGAGACCCAGCUGGGGCGGCGCCAGUAAAGUCUGAACUUGUC